Messenger RNA from Aspergillus steynii IBT 23096, 1416 nucleotides. Its product is annotated as FAD/NAD(P)-binding domain-containing protein. Gene Ontology annotation, molecular function: flavin adenine dinucleotide binding; electron-transferring-flavoprotein dehydrogenase activity. Gene Ontology annotation, cellular component: cytoplasm. The transcript is spliced from 4 exons. Bases 41 to 1321 code for a protein of 426 amino acids. NCBI's taxonomy places the organism in Eukaryota, Fungi, Ascomycota, Eurotiomycetes, Eurotiales, Aspergillaceae. The record is from RefSeq and is a predicted model, not a curated record.
GCCUCUCCUCCUCCCCCUCUCUUCCCCCACUCAACCCGCCAUGCUGAAUCCCUCUCAGUCCGACCGUGCGCCUUUCAAGGUCCUGGUCGUAGGAGGCUCCUACGCUGGACUGGCUGCCACGCUCAACCUGUUCGAUCUCUGCCAGGGUCGUCGCUGUCGGUUCUCGCUGGAUCCGGCCGACGAGGGUCCUCCACGGAAAGUGCCCGUGCAGAUCACCGUUGUGGAUGAGCGAGAUGGGUACUACCAUUUGAUCGGGGUGCCGCUGGCCAUCGCCUCCCAGGACUACGCGCAUGCAAUCUGGCAGACAUUCGACGACAUCCCCGCCCUGCAGGCCCCGGAAAUCAAGCGCAUCCAGGGACGAGUCGUCCAUGUCGAUUGUCAGGCGAAAUCGGCGCGUAUUGAAGGCAUCGCCAAAGGGAGGCCAGUGACGGAGGAACGAUACGACUAUCUGAUCGCCUGUUCUGGCCUGCGCAGGGACUGGCCCAGCGCUCCCAAGUCUCUGACGCGACAGGACUACCUGGCCGAGGCAAGUCGAUGGGUCGAGGACGUUAAGAAGGCGUCUCAGGGGGUUGUUGUUAUCGGCGGAGGCGCCGUGGGAGUCGAGAUCGCGGCCGAGAUCAAAAUGAUGCAGCCCCAAGUCAAGGUGACCCUCAUUCACUCACGCGCCCAAUUGCUGUCCUCCGAGUCUCUGCCGGACGAGUUUAGCACUAAGACGCUGAAGCUUCUGCGGUCGGAUGUCGACGUCAUCUUGGGUGUGAGAGUACAGGCGACGACUGCCAACGAGGGCGACUCGUCGGGGUACACGCUGACGCUCUCGGAUGGCCGACAGCUGCAGGCGAGUCAUGUCAUCAACGCCGUGUCACGCUUCUCGCCAACGACGUCUUACCUUCCAGACGCCGCCUGCGACGAAGAGGGCUACGUGCACAUCACGCCGCAACUCAAUCUCUCCGGCGACGUUCCCAACGCAGGGGACCAUUACGCGGCGGGCGAUCUCGUGCGCUGGUCGGGAAUCAAGCGCGGAGGAGCUGCCAUGCAUCAGGGCCAUUAUGCGGCCGUGAACAUCCACCAGAAAAUGUACGCGCAGCUAUACGGGUCUGAGACGGAUCCUCUCCAGCUGGCAGAGGUGCCACCCAUGAUGGCUCUGGCAUUGGGGAAGCAGGCGGUGGGAUACUUCCCAACGACUGGGCUUUCGGAAGGCCCCGAAGUGCUUAAAACUUUCUUUGGUGAUGAUUUGGGAUACAUGAUAUGCUGGAACUGGAUGCGCUUGGGGGAAGCGCCACCUGCCGAGGUGAGAAUUGAAUCAAAGACUGGUGCAGCUUAGAAGCACACAGUAUAAAUUAUCGGGAGAUUUUACCAUCUAUUGUAUCUAUUGUAUACAUAUAGAGUCCGGGGAAUCCAUGAUUACAAGCAGUUGAC